AUGUCCAAAGUAGAUGGGAAAAUAAAUAUUGGUGAAAAGCAUCAAGCGAAAAUACCUGACCUAGUUGUUACAGAUGAAAAUGGAAAUGAUAUAAACAGUCAUAUAGUAAAUGAUCAUCAUAUAACAGGAAAUGUAGAUAAUUACAAAAUAAAUAAAAAAGCAAAAUAUGAAGAAGAACAACAAAAUACUUUAAAUAAUAAUAUAAAUGAUGACAAGGAACAGGAAGGAAAUGAAAAUGUUAGUGUUGUAGUAGGGGAUGAUGGUACUACUGAAAAUAAACAGCAUGAACACAACAGUGAUAUUAAUGAACACGAACAAACUCCAGAAGAGGAACAAGAACAAGAACAAGAAGGAGGAGAACAAGAAGGAGAAGAACAAGAAGGAGAAGAACAAGAAGGAGAUGGAGAAGACGAAGAAGAAGAAGAAGAAAAUGAAGAAGAAGAAGAUGAAGAAGAUGAAGAAGAAGAAGACGAAGAUGAAGCUGAUGCAGAAGAGGACUCAAAUGAAGAAGCGAAUGUUGGGGAUUCACGUAACGAAACUAAUACAGACGAUUCGCACGAUGAAACAAAUACAGAAAAUGAUACGCAUGAUAAUAACGCCAAUGCAGAUGAUGCACAUGAAGAGGAGAAGGGGGAACACGCUGAAUAA
This is a messenger RNA of Plasmodium malariae, 648 nucleotides long. RefSeq names its product conserved Plasmodium protein, unknown function. Bases 1 to 648 code for a protein of 215 amino acids. The record is from RefSeq and is a predicted model, not a curated record. The transcript has a single exon. Lineage: Eukaryota; Apicomplexa; Aconoidasida; Haemosporida; Plasmodiidae.